CGCCGGAGCGGGGGCUGCGGGUCCCGGAUCCUCUCGGAGGAAACCCCCGCGCCCUCCCAGAGGGAACGGGACCCGGCACGCAUGCUUCAUUUAAUGCUCAAGGUUUUGGGUCUUUCAGGCUGCUGUGUGAAAUGGUGGUCUUUAGGGUGAACAGCUCGGGUUUCUGGUCCGCUUUCUAAUGUGUGAGCAAAGUUCCUGUGACACCACCAUUUCCGUAUCCAUGAACCGGAUGACAGGAGCUCGGGAUUGCUGAAGGUUCACUUGGAUAACGCGCAAAGUGAAUAGCACGAUGUCUGCCGCCUGCUUCGCGCUUUAAGGCAAUUAAUUGUUCGCUGUCAUUUAGGGAGUCUUAGUUCUGCUGGGCAAAUCUGCCUCAAACUGUAACGCAGGUGUGAAGGAGCGCUCCGGAGCGUCUGAGCAUCCGUGGUGCUCAGCUGAGGCCAGGAUUUUACAGGCAAGAAGUAGGGUUUUCUUCUACUUCCGGAGCGGUUCAGUUUUCGCUAGGAAAACUGCGCUACCUUUGAACACUGGGUCCAGUAAGGGAGAAAGGAAGCUUGGCUGAAGGACCUUUUACUUUGGAAGAAGUGCUUGAUUUGGUGUUUCUCAAAACCUGUUUUUCAAAGUGCCCCAAGGAGCUAAUAAUCAGACUGAAGGUACAGGAAGAAAAUUCAGCUGUGGAAUACCUAUAUGGAGAUAACUUUUCACACAAGGGAACUUCAAAUCUUUAUCCUAUUGAGCAUUUUUGCAAGUGGUAUGGAAAUAAAAAUCAGCCAGUUUACUGAUGCUCUUAAGGAAUGCAGUGGAAAGUCAUAUCAGCAAUGUGCUGCAAUACAGCAAUGGCGAUCAGAAGGUAGAGUAGCUGUAUGGCUCCACGUUCCCAUCCUCCAAAGUCGAUUUAUUGCUCCUGCUGCUUCUCUUGGUUUCUGCUUUCACCAUGCAGAAUCGGAUUCAUCAACUCUGACUCUGUGGCUGGGAGAAGGACCCAGUAGAUUACCAGGAUAUGCUACGCAUCAAGUAGGAGUUGCAGGAGCUGUAUUUGAUGAAAGUACUAGAAAAAUACUGGUUGUACAAGAUCGAAAUAAAUUGAAAAAUAUAUGGAAGUUUCCAGGAGGCCUGUCAGAGCCUGGAGAAGAUAUUGGAGAUACAGCAGUUCGAGAAGUUUUUGAAGAGACUGGUAUAAAAUCAGAAUUCAGGUCCCUCCUGAGUAUUCGACAACAGCAUACCAAUCCAGGAGCUUUUGGGAAGUCUGAUAUGUAUAUCAUCUGUCGCCUCAAGCCAUGUUCAUUCACCAUAAAUUUUUGCCAGCAUGAGUGCUUAAGAUGUGAAUGGAUGGAUCUCAGUGACCUAGUCAAGACGGAAAAUACAACUCCUAUCACCAGCAGAGUGGCUAAGCUGCUGCUGUAUGGAUACAGAGAAGGGUUUGACAAAAUUGACCUCACCAUGGAAGAACUUCCAGCAGUUUACACAGGCCUGUUCUAUAAACUGUAUCACAAAGAAUUGCCAGAGAAUUACAAAAUUGUGACAGGAAUGGAUUAAAUUCACAUUUACAUGU
Molecule: messenger RNA, 1552 nt
Organism: Fukomys damarensis (Damara mole-rat)
Lineage: Eukaryota; Metazoa; Chordata; Mammalia; Rodentia; Bathyergidae
Gene: Nudt6
Product: nudix hydrolase 6
Exons: 6
Coding region: 688-1536 (282 amino acids)
Molecular function (GO): ADP-ribose diphosphatase activity; NAD binding; NADH pyrophosphatase activity
Source: RefSeq, a predicted model, not a curated record